AUGCCAAUUUUCGGAUUAACUAUAGAUCAAGGUUAUUAUACUAUUUGGAAUUUCUGAAGGCUAAAUAUUAAAAAUCAUUUAUUUUUAAACAAAUUAUCAUCAAGCUCAUGAAAUCAUAAAAAUCUUGGGAAAUGCCAUUUCUUUAUAUCUCUAACUUCUACUAGCUUAUAUCAAUCUACAAUUGUUUUGCUAUUUUCUUAUAAGAAAGUUAUCUUUAUGAGUAUCCUGAUAUAG
Messenger RNA from Blepharisma stoltei, 234 nucleotides. Lineage: Eukaryota; Ciliophora; Heterotrichea; Heterotrichida; Blepharismidae. The record is from the annotation of a GenBank genome assembly.